AUGAAUAAAUUAUCAGAAAUAAAUAGUAAUUGUAAAAUGAAUAAAUGUGCAGAAAUUGAUAAACAAAAUAUAUUACAUCAAUGUGAAAGUACACGACAACGUCGAAAUGUUUUAUCUGAUGUAUCAGCAGUGCGGACAAAUGUUAAUACAUCUUCUCCAAAACAUUAUUAUAAUCAAUUAACUGAACGUGUUCGAGAACUUGAAAAAGAAAUUCUACCUGAUCGAUAUUUUUAUCGAAUAUCACCAACUUAUUCACCAUUUUCACCUGUAACACCAUGUUCAAAUGUUAACGGAUUUGGUAUUUCAAAUUAUCCAUAUUCACUAAACAUUCCAAUUAAUUUAAUUUCACCAAGUUCAUCUGUACCAAUACAACCAUUUGGUUUAUCUUCAAAAAUUCUUGAACGUGCUCAUGAAAUUCCUGAACGAUUUUGGAUUCAUUGGCAACAAAAACAAAUGCAAAAUCGAAUAGAUGAACUUGAAUAUAUUAAAAAUAAAUUAACCAGUCCAAAUGAAAUUAAUCUAACACCACCAACAACAAAACAACAAAAAAAUUAUUUAUUACAUCGUAAUGUACAAGACCACCAUAUCAGUCCUCCUCAAACAGCAACUUUUAAUAUAAUAACUACAACGAAUAUUGACAAUAAAACAUCUUCAUCAAAUACUAAUAAUCAUUGUUCAUUUAAUUUCGAUCAACAAUCAAUAGAUAGAGUCAAUAGAGAUAAUCUAAAUGAUACAUCUUCACCUAUCAAAUCAAUAGCUUCUCGUUCAUCUAUACAAAAACCUCAAUCAACACUUGAUCGUUCUCGUUUAACUAUAUUCUUACCAUAUUCAUAUACGAAUAUAUCAAAGCCAACAACAUCUACUAAUAAUCAUUGUCAAUUAUUAACUAAAUCAAUUUCAGAAAAAUCAACUGAUAAAAAAGAUAAUACAAUUCAAACAAUGUCAUCUACUAGUAAUAUUGAAGAUGUUGCACAAAUAGAUACUGAACUUAAUCUUAUAUUACUUUUACGAGAAAAUCGAGAUCAAACAAAUCCAUUAUUAUUUUCAAAAGUUACUAUUAAUCGUACUGUUGAAUUUCAAUCAUUAUCAUCGAACAAAGAAUCAUCAAUAUAUCAAAAAAGAAAUAUCAAUUGA
Rotaria sordida is the source of this 1134-nucleotide messenger RNA. NCBI's taxonomy places the organism in Eukaryota, Metazoa, Rotifera, Eurotatoria, Philodinida, Philodinidae. The record is from the annotation of a GenBank genome assembly.